Molecule: messenger RNA, 2024 nt
Organism: Enhydra lutris kenyoni (northern sea otter)
Lineage: Eukaryota; Metazoa; Chordata; Mammalia; Carnivora; Mustelidae
Product: coiled-coil domain containing 30
Exons: 16
Coding region: 1-1998 (665 amino acids)
Source: RefSeq, a predicted model, not a curated record
AUGGAAGAAAUGGAAGAAGUGGAAAAGUAUGUAAACCAUGUCCAUAACUUAACAGAGGAAAGAGAAGCAUCGUCUCACAGUUGUGAAGAGGAAAACAAAGAGCUUAGAAAUGUGGUUAAAGAGCUCCAACUGAAACAGGAAGUGCGAAUAAAAGAGAUUGAAGAAAUGUUGUAUAAAGAGGGCUUAUCUGAAAUAGCUCUGAGCAGCCCCAGUGAACAGAUUAUAUACUUAUUGGUAGAAAGAAGUACACUCUUGAGGAAACUGGAAACUGGGAGCCCCAAACCAGAGUCACAAAGAUGUAUGACCAGUAACCUACAGAAAGGACUUGCCCAGGAGAAAUUUGAGCAAAUUCAUCAGCCUCUGCAAAGAGAACAUGAGAAAUAUCAGGUACCUGUGUGGCAGCCUGGAAAAACUCUGAGUGAGUCCCGUAAUGAAGACCUGGAAAAAGAUAAAACUUCACAAAACUGCCUGGAGAGAAAUGGAGAAGAAGCAGCAGAGAAGUUAGGGAUGGCCCAGAAAGAGAUCCGAAGGCUCACUGAUGAGCUACAGGAGAAGGAGAAAGAACAGGGGAAAUUAGAUUCUGCACUUCAGAAGGCUCAGCUAGAAAUUGAGAAACUGAAAGAAAAUUUGACAAAGCUGAAAGAAAAAGAUUCGGUUGACCUACAGAAAGCAAGGGAACAUAAUCAGAGACUGGACAAGGAAAUUCUGGCUUUAAGAAAUCGGGUUCGAUCACUUGACUCAGAAAAAAAAGUGCUUGGAGAAGUGGUUGAAAGACUUAAAGGAGAGAUUUGUGAAUCUCAAGAGAAUAAGCAACUUGGAAACCACUCCCCUAGGAAAAGUGUGGGUGCUGAACGGAGAGAACAGUGUCCAUCAUCUGGAGAGAAGGUGAAAUACCAGCAGCAAGAUGGUGUAGACCAGCUUCGUCAGAAUUUGCACCGGCUCCAGAUUCUGUGUAACUCGGCUGAAAAAGAGCUCCGGUAUGAGCGAGAAAAGAACUUGGACUUGAAACAGCAUAAUAGCUUACUUCAGGAAGAAAGCCUUAAGAUCAAAAUUGAACUAAAGCAGGCCCAGCAGAAGUUAUUAGAUAGCACAAAGAUGUGCUCUUCACUCACAGCAGAAAGGAAUCACAGUCAGCAGAAAAUCAGGGAACUGGAGCUGGAGGGACUUACACAGGCUCAGAGCAUCAAAUCCCAGAACAACCUGCAGGAAAAGCUGGCUCAGGAGAAAUCAAAAGUUGCUGAUGCGGAGGCAAAGAUCCUGGAUCUGCAGCAGAAAUUAGAACAUGCUCAAAAAGUCUCUCUCUCCGACACUUAUAUUUUGGGGAUGAAGCAACUAGAGCAAAGGAUAAAAGAAGCACUGGAAAAUGAAGCUAAAACAAAGCAGCAAUAUCAGGAAGAACAGCACAAGAGGAGACUCCUGGGUCAGAAUUUAAAAGAGCUACAAAAGCAAGUGAGAAUCUUACAAGAUAAAAGGAAUCAACUGGAAAUAACCAAUUCUCAGCAGCAAUCCAGAAUUCAGGAACAGGAGGCCCAACUCAAACAACUGGAAGAGGAAAAAAGAAAAUCAGAAGAGCAUCUCAAAAGCAACCGAGAAUUAUCAGAAAAGAUAUCUGGGCUGCAGCAGGAGAAGAAAGCACUCUGUGAAGAAUAUGGGCAGUUUCUGAAGCAGCUUGAUGUCCAUGUGAGAAUCUGUAAUGAGAAACGUCACCAUCACAAAGCCAAGCUUUGCAGAGUCAAGGACCGUUUAAGUCACAAAGUAGAACUACGAGAUAAGAGAAUUGAACAACUGGAAAAUGAAAUCAGAGGUCUGCGGCAGCAAAUGGAAAAGAAAAAGGCAUUCCAGGAUGAGGUCACUGCUCAAAAUAAUAUACUGCUCCUAGAGAAAAGGAAACUUCUGGAACAAGUCACAGAGCAAGAAUUAAUCCGCAACAAUAAAUUGAUAAUAUCUUCAGUCCAGAUCAGAAAACAAUUUGUGACAUCCCUGAAUUUGAAUUAUUGAAUAAAAUCUUGCCCUUACAAGACUCC